AUGGGGAGUCCAAAUGAUCAGGCAGUGCUGCAGGCCAUCUUCAACCCUGAUUCCCCGUUUGGAGAUGUCAUUGGCUUGGACCUAGAAGAAGCAAAGAAAGAGGAUGAAGAUGGAGUUUUCCCUCAAGCACAGUUGGAGCAGGCCAAGGCCCUGGAGCUGCAGGGAGUGAGGGCCGCCGAAGCUGGGGACCUCCACACAGCCCUGGAGAGGUUUGGCCAAGCCAUUGGCCUGCUGCCUGAGAGAGCCUCUGCCUACAACAACCGGGCUCAAGCCCGGCGGCUCCAGGGGGAUGUAGCAGGCGCCCUGGAGGACUUGGAGCGCGCGGUGACAUUGAGUGGCGGCCGGGGUCAUGCCGCCUGCCAGAGCUUCGUGCAGCGCGGGCUGCUGGCGCGAUUGCAGGGCCGGGACGACGACGCCCGCAGGGACUUCGAGCAGGCGGCGCGACUGGGCAGCCCGUUCGCGCGGCGCCAGCUGGUGCUGCUCAACCCGUACGCCGCGCUGUGCAACCGGAUGCUGGCCGACAUGAUGGGGCAGCUGCGCGCGCCCACCAAUGGGCGCUGA
Messenger RNA from Peromyscus eremicus (cactus mouse), 561 nucleotides. RefSeq names its product tetratricopeptide repeat domain 36 (gene Ttc36). The coding region runs from base 1 to 561 and encodes 186 amino acids. Gene Ontology annotation, molecular function: protein binding. The transcript has 3 exons. The record is from RefSeq and is a predicted model, not a curated record. NCBI's taxonomy places the organism in Eukaryota, Metazoa, Chordata, Mammalia, Rodentia, Cricetidae. Gene Ontology annotation, biological process: cilium assembly.